Messenger RNA from Mesitornis unicolor (brown roatelo), 1528 nucleotides. RefSeq names its product HGF activator (gene HGFAC). Gene Ontology annotation, biological process: blood coagulation; zymogen activation. Bases 131 to 1528 code for a protein of 465 amino acids. The record is from RefSeq and is a predicted model, not a curated record. The transcript has 11 exons. Gene Ontology annotation, cellular component: extracellular region; rough endoplasmic reticulum. Lineage: Eukaryota; Metazoa; Chordata; Aves; Mesitornithiformes; Mesitornithidae. Gene Ontology annotation, molecular function: calcium ion binding; serine-type endopeptidase activity.
AACAACACAUAACUAUGAUCGAGACAGGAGUUGGGGACACUGUGCUUCAUUGCCCAAAGACCACUCAGAUCACUGCACAAACAACCCUUGCCAAAACGGGGGGACCUGUUCUCUCACUCAUGGCCACAGGAUGUACCACUGUACCUGUCCCGAGGAAUUCACGGGCAAGGACUGUCAGAUAAAGAAAUGUUUUGACAGCAGUCUCUAUGAGUUCUUUGAUGUGGGCAUGAGCUGGUCAAGAGUCCAACAUGGAGCUGUGGAGCAAUGCAUAUGCAUGAACGGCCAGAUCGAGUGCCAGAGUGUCGAACACAGAAGUUGUGUUCAUGAUCCUUGCAUGAAUGGUGGAGAAUGUAGAAUGGUUGCCUUCAACAUGAAAAUAGUAUGUGAUUGCAAAGGAAAUUACGCAGGGAAGUAUUGCAAUAUUGUUCCUAGACAUCGGUGCUAUGUUGGUAAUGGCACAGAGUACAGAGGUACAGCAAAGACGACCAUUUCUGGACACAGCUGCUUGCCCUGGAAUUCAGACUUGCUUUACCAAGAGCUUCAUGUAGACAGUGUGGAGAAAGCCAUAGAGCUGGGCUUGGGGCCCUUCUCUUACUGCAGAAAUCCAGAUGAUGAUGAUAAGCCGUGGUGUUACAUCAUGAAGGACAACAGUUUGUCUUGGGAGUAUUGUGAUAUUCCAUCUUGUGCAAGCAGGGAAAGGAGGCCACCCGUCCCAGACAAUGCAGAUAGUUUUGCAGUUACCAGAAGACCAUGUGGGAGAAGACACAAAAAAAGAAGUUUUGUGAGACCUAGGAUUGUUGGGGGAUCUUCAUCUCUGCCUGGAUCUCAUCCUUGGACAGCAGCUAUAUAUAUUGGAGAGAGUUUCUGUGGUGGAAGCCUUAUUCAGACUUGCUGGGUUGUGUCAGCGGCACACUGCUUUGCUAACAGUCCUCUAAAAUCAACUAUUACAGUAGUUCUGGGUCAGCAUCUAUUUAAUAGAACAACUGCCGUAACACAAACAUUUGAAAUAGAGAAAUACAUCUUGCAUCCCCAGUAUUCUGUGUUCAACCCUACUGAACAUGAUAUUGCUUUGAUUAAGCUGAAGAAGAAUGGCCAACGUUGUGCCAUCAAGUCUCAGUUUGUUCAGCCCAUCUGCUUGCCAGAAAGUGACACCGUUUUCCCUGAUCAGUUCAAAUGUCAGAUUUCUGGAUGGGGACACAGACAUGAGAAUAUAUCUGGUUAUUCAAACGUCUUGCAAGAAACACUGAUUCCAAUUAUUUCUGAGGAGAAGUGCAGAAGUCCUGAAAUUUAUGGAACAGAAAUCACUGAAAAUAUGUUCUGUGCUGGCUACUUUGAUAGCAAAUCUGAUGCUUGUCAGGGUGAUUCCGGUGGACCUCUGGCCUGUGAGAAAAAUGAAAUCUCCUACCUCUAUGGAGUUAUCAGCUGGGGAGAUGGCUGUGGCAGAGUCAACAAACCUGGAGUAUAUACACGAAUGACAAACUAUGUAAACUGGAUUAAUGAGAAAAUAGCCCCCCGAAAAGCUAGCUGA